UCUAGGGUUUCUCUUUAGUCUAUAAUAAUGGAUUCAGUUUUGAAAAUUUGUUCACGAAAUCAGUCCGAGAAACAGUGUAUUAAGAAUACUUAUGUUAGAAAAAAUUCUAUAAAGGAUGAUCUAGCUGGAAAUUUAGCGAGUAAUGAACAAAACGCAACCAUGAAUAGUGAACAGCAACCGAAACAAGAACCAAAAGCAAAGACUCAGCCUGAGUCUGGUGGCGACUGUGAACCCAUGUUGUGUACUACAUGCCCUUUUUGUAACUUAUGGUUUCUUGAUUAUAGAGACGUUGAAAACACAGAAAUGAUAUGCACAAAUUGCAAAAAACCGUUUGUUGCUUAUGAUGCGGAUCCUGAAGAAACGCCUAAGGAAGAUAAGAAUUGCUCGAGUCAGGAGGCUUGUGAUAUACAUGAUAAGAAGGUCGAGUUAGACUGCAAGAUUAAUAGAGUUUCUUCUACUAUGAAAUUGCAGGGAACUAUCGAAACUAUAGAAAAUUUAUUAGGGGUUGAAGGAAAAGCUAAAAGCGGCGUGAAAGAGGAGGCAGGUUCGGGAAUGAAAAAAGGAAAAGAUUCAACAGGUUGUUUGGAGAUUGCGAGUGUUACCGUUGCAAAUGACUACGUAGCUGAGGAAUUUAAGGAGGUCAAACAAACGGCAUUGACAGAUGAUAGUACUAGUGAAGAUUUCCAUGACUUUGACCUAAGUAGGACAGAAGAAUGCUUUAGAGUUGAGGAUUUGUGGGCAUUUAUGAUAAUAAAGAUGGCAUGCCUAGAUUUUAUGCUUUUAUUGACAAAGUCGAGUCACCUAAUUUCAAGGUGGAGAUUACUUGGUUAGAUCCUGUACCUGAAGACCAAGAUGUGAGGGUUUGGAUCAGAAAAGGUUUGCCCAUUGCUUGUGGUAAGUUCAAAGAAAAUAAGAAAAGUGCCUCCAAGGAUGUUUGUAAGUUCUCUCAUAAGGUUUCCUGGGAAAUAGGCAGCAGUACUCAAAAUAUUUUUAACAUAUAUCCCCAAAAAGGUGAAGUAUGGGCUCUAUUCAAGAACUGGCAUACCAAUUGGAACUUUGAUGCUGGCAACCAUAGAAUGUACGAGUAUGAAUAUGCAGAAGUGCUAUCAGAUUAUAACAAGGAAUCGGGUGUUAGCGUUGGGUACUUGGUUAAGGUGGAAGGGUUUGUAAGCCUGUUCAAGCCAAGAAAAAUUUGUGGAGUGGGUUCCUCUCAAGUACCACCUGGUGAACUUCUCAGAUUCUCGCACAUGGUUCCUUCGUUUAGAGCAACUGGUAAAGAACGAAAAGAUGUACCUGAAGGUUAUUUUGAACCUGAUCCUGCUUCCCUGCCUAGUACUCUUGACGAAAGUUCCGAUUCCAUUGACGUGAAAGCAAGUGUUGAGAAUGCUGCAACUAAUGGUAACCUUGAUUAAGUUUCUCAUCCAGUUGAUGCAAAAGUAAACAUUGAGUCUAUCAAUGCUAUAGCUAAUGGUAAGCUUGAUGAAGUUUUUGAUCCGGUUGAUGUAAAGGUUAAUGCUGGAACCGUCAAUGCCACGGCGGACUCUUGCAGAUCUCAAGAGACGAAAGAGUCUUAUUCACCGAAGAAGAGAAUAGAUCUCGAGGAUAAGGUUACUACAGAUGGAAGGAAUUCAAAAAGUGGGAGUUGCUUUGCAAGGUCAUCGUGUGUAUACAAUAAGAAGCAGCGAAUUGAAGAAAGUGCUCCUUUCUCUUUGGACAAGAACUCCGGUGGUGCAGAUGGUACAGAUGAAGCUUUGAAGUUUGAGGCUGAUGCUAAGGAUAUGGGUGCAGAUGGUUUGGAAGUGAACAUGUCACAGCCUUUGGUGGACGUUUGCAGAGUUCCGGCGGCAGAAUUUUAUAACUUCGAAAAUGACAGAUGUCAUGACAAGUUUCAGGCUGGUCAGAUAUGGCUCUUAAUAGCGGGUUGGAUGGCUUGCCCAAACACUAUGCUCAGAUAAAUAGUGUUGAAUUAUCCCCAGAUUUUAAAAUGGGAAUAAAUAUGCUGGAAGCAUGCAACCUACCAAAGGGUGUGAUUCAGUGGCUUGACAAGAAAAUCCCCAUAUGCUGUGGAACGUUUACAGCUGGGGAGACAUAUGUUUGCAGUGAUACCGCUUCUUUCUCUCAUUUAUCAACAGGAGUAUCGACCAAUAAAGAAAACAUGUACGAUAUAUACCCAAAGAAAGGGGAGGUAUGGGCAUUAUUCAGAAACUGCAAGUCUGACUGGACAUGUUCCAACUUGAAGAACUGCAAGUAUGAUAUGGUGGAAGUUCAAGUGGUGUAUGAUUGUUGGAUAAUAGUGAUGGUUUUGGAACAGGUCGCCGGUUUUAAGACGGUAUUCCGGGCUAAAACAGAAGCAGGAUUUAAUUCCACUAUGGGUGUUCCAUGGAUUGAAUUGUUUAGAUUUUCUCAUCAAGUUCCUGCUUUCCAGCUGACAGAAGCUAAAUACGGAGGUUUGCGUGGCUGUUUGGAGCUCGAUCCGGAAUCAAUGCCAGCUUGUUUAUUCACUACAAAUUAAAAUAGCCGUGAGGUUUUGUGCAACACACUCCUGGAACCAUUAAAAAAAAAAAAGCUGCUCAGGUUUGUCUAUUUUAUCUUAGCUUGUAACCUGAUUUUGUAUUUAUUUCUAUUUAAACAACUUGUCAUGCUUAUUGAGUUGUAUAUGGUAGCUCAUCUUGAACUUAACUGUUACAUUGAAGGCACUAAUCUUAUAUUCUACCUCUUAAUAUGAAAAGCCAAUGGUAAUUACUUAAGGUGUUAUUCGUGUCUAAA
Papaver somniferum (opium poppy) is the source of this 2766-nucleotide messenger RNA. RefSeq lists its product as uncharacterized. Bases 28 to 831 code for a protein of 267 amino acids. NCBI's taxonomy places the organism in Eukaryota, Viridiplantae, Streptophyta, Magnoliopsida, Ranunculales, Papaveraceae. The record is from RefSeq and is a predicted model, not a curated record. The transcript has 2 exons.